GUAUAUUCUAAUAGUUACAUGAUAGGUCUAUGACGUCCUGGUUCAAUUAACAGGUGAUUCGGUUCAUCGACUAUUGAAAAAUUCAAACUCAAACGCAUUCAAAGGCGAAUCAGUCGAUCGUUUAUCCACCAGCCCAGCUAUGGAAGGUAGAAGGUCUUCUGAGAUACCGCAUGGCCCCAACAAUCCAUUGAAAGAUGUACUCCAGCAUAGAAAGAGAGAUGAAACCUUUCGUCGUUUAUUUAGACUCCCCGAUACCGAGAAAGUCAUUGAUGAGAUAAAUGUGUGCUAUAUAUGUGAUAUGGAUCCAGACAACAAAUCAAAGCUACCAGCUUCUGCAAUCGUCAGAAAAAACAUGUAUCCUGGUAAAUUAUAUCAAUCACAGAAUUUCUUGGCAUUUCAAUCUGGUGAUGUAGCUUCAAUGACAAAGCCUGGAAUAUCGCAUCAGUCCUUCAUUCUUCCUCUCUACACCAUAACGCGAUUCGAAAGAAUAAAUGACGAUCAUCACAGAUCUGCAUUAUCAUUUAAAACGUGGCAUAAAAUGACUCACUAUCUGAAAGUCGAUGCCGAGAAAACAGCAUGUGAGAAAUUUUGUGAUUUUCUGAAAAUUGGAUUGGAAGCAAACGUGCUGAAUAUGAAGGGUUCAUUAAAGUUAUUUUUGUCGACUUGUAAAUCAGAGGAACUUUUACAAACACCAGAAGGUCCUAUUCAUAUUUCAGAUCCCAUUGGCGGAUUAGGACUCCAAUUCGGAUUUAAAAGUGACACCACUGUAGAAAAGGACGACGAAAAAACUGCAAUUUGGGUAGACUAUUUUCAGGAAAAUGGUAGAAAUCUUACAUUAUGUAAACAGCCGUACGUUUUCUCAGAAAUGGUGAAGGAAGGUUUGCCAAAUUCAUUAAGAGGAGAAAUAUGGGAAGUUUGUUCGGGAUCCAUAUUUCUUCGAUUUGCCAACCAUGGAUUAUAUGAAAAUUUAUUGGAGACUCAUAAAAAUGAAGUAUCGCCCUCGAUGGAUGACAUUGAUAAGGAUUUGCACAGAUCACUUCCUGAAUAUGCUGCUUAUCAAGCACCAGAAGGAAUCGAUCGUUUGCGAAGAGUAUUGACAGCAUAUUCAUGGAAAAAUCCGGAUAUUGGCUAUUGUCAAGCAAUGAAUAUUGUUACUUCUUCAUUACUGAUCUACAUGACAGAGGAGCAAGCUUUUUGGACUUUAAAUACGCUAGUAGAUCAACUGUGUCCUGGAUAUUAUAGUUCAUCCAUGUACGGUGUUUUAUUGGAUCAAGUUGUUCUUGAAAGACUUGUUGAAAAAUACUUGCCCAACAUCACUUUACAUUUCAAAGAAAAGGAUAUACAGCUUUCUGUGGCCUGUCUUCCUUGGUUUCUUACAUUAUUCAUCAAUUCAAUGCCCUUGCCAUUUGCUUUCCGUAUACUUGAUUGCUUUUUUAUGGAAGGACCAAAGAUACUUUUUCAAAUUGCUCUCGCUGUGUUGAAAGCGCACGAAAAAGAACUAUGUGAGGUUGACGACGACUCGGAAUUACUCAUUGUUGUUAAAAACUUUUUCGCUUCGUUAAAUUUGCCAGAGGGUACAACGGAAGAAGACUAUGCCAAGAAGUUUACGAUAUUUAAGCAAUUGAUGAAAUCUGCCUAUACCGACUUUAACAAAGUAACAUCUGAUAAAAUCAACAAAUACCGCAAAGAAAACGAGCUUAAAAUUAUCGGUGGUGUCGAAUCCUUUACCAAGCGCAAUGCUUUGAGACAUGUUAAGAACACUGCUCACUUUGGGCCUGAAGAAAUAUCGAAUAUUUACGACCACUUUUUUGGUGCGUUGUAUUAUGCGAAAGAUGGUCAUGAACAGCCCGAAAUGGAUUUGAUUGCAUUUACAAAGAUGUUGGAACAUAUGACUACUUGGGCAAAACCUGCCAAUAUCAAUAGCAGUGGCAAUUCUGAAAAUCUGCAGGUGAUGCAAGAAGUUUCUGAAGCUUUUAUACUUCGAUUGUUUAAUUACUUUAAAUCCGACAAGAAUCAUUUUGGCAUCACAUUAAAUGAUACUAUCAGCAAGCUUGGAGAAAUUCUUCGAGGGGAUAUUAUGUCAAAAGCAAACUUUUACUUUUCCUUAUACAACCCGGAUAAAUCAGAGCAUUUGAAUAAUGGAGAAUUACAUACAAUGGCAACUGAGUUAUUUUGGUUGAUGACAACGCUUGAAGUUGAAUUCGAUGCUUGGGAUGCAAUUUGUAAUUUUAUUGCGCUCAGUGCCGAAUAUUCUAAUACGAAGGAUGAUGUUGAUGCAUUGCUAGCCCUUUUAAAACAAGAAGUCAAUCCCGAUGAUUCAACAUAUUUUGCAAAACAUGUUUCAAUACUCCAUAAUGCAUUGAUGGGUUCAGACACGCCUGUAAUUGAAGUCACUCUUCCCGUCUUACGAAUGAUUAUCUUAACUGAAGACCGCCUUGAACAAUUUAUUCAAACCAUCAUUCCUGCCAGCUUUAAGCUUGAGAAGGAAGUGAUUGAAAGGCAAAAAGGUCUAGGCCAUGAAAUAUUUGAAGCUCUGUUUGUGGAAGGAAGAAAACUUGCUAAUACUAUGGCAUAUCCGGACCAUCUUACUCCCAAUGGAGGCAAGAGUCAGUCAGCGUCAUCUCGACAUAACUCUCCAGCUGUUUCCCCAAAGCCUAGAUCUACUCGAUCCACAAACUCUGUUGCUGUCAGUAAUAAAGCAUCAGAGGAAGAAUAUGAAUUUGUUUAAUAGUUUUAAAUAAGGGGGUUCGUCUCACCCUUAAUUCUUGCAAUAAAAACACAAAAUAAAGAUGAGUCCGGUAAUCUAUUUUAUUGUGACGUUUUGGACAAUUUUUAAAAUUCUUUUUUUUCUUCUCUUCUUCUCUCUCGUUACUCAAAUAGAAAUAUGUCAGCUAGACCUACUCAAAAGCAACAAAGACCUCAAAACCAGGCAAGGCGUUACAGAGCAGGACAAGUUCCUGAGAAUUACGUUGAUGAUCUUUCCGAUUCGGAAGAAGAGGAGGAACAAAUUGAGGAGCCCGUUCGACGAAAGAGAGGCGAGGUUCAAUUUGCCC
Mucor mucedo is the source of this 3053-nucleotide messenger RNA. Its product is annotated as rab-GTPase-TBC domain-containing protein. NCBI's taxonomy places the organism in Eukaryota, Fungi, Mucoromycota, Mucoromycetes, Mucorales, Mucoraceae. The transcript is spliced from 10 exons. The record is from RefSeq and is a predicted model, not a curated record. Bases 140 to 2728 code for a protein of 862 amino acids.